Spea bombifrons (plains spadefoot toad) is the source of this 946-nucleotide messenger RNA. It is a transcript of the gene SPDYA, whose product is annotated as speedy/RINGO cell cycle regulator family member A. Lineage: Eukaryota; Metazoa; Chordata; Amphibia; Anura; Pelobatidae. The transcript has 6 exons. Bases 1 to 891 code for a protein of 296 amino acids. Gene Ontology annotation, molecular function: protein kinase binding. The record is from RefSeq and is a predicted model, not a curated record. Gene Ontology annotation, biological process: positive regulation of cyclin-dependent protein serine/threonine kinase activity.
AUGAGGCACGACCAGAACUGCUGCAAGAUGCAGAGCUCAGUUACUGUGAAGAAUGGAUCCAGAUCGAUGCCGAAGAGGUUUAACUUAAAGCGGCCGGUCCUUCGAGAAAAUCAAACCCUGUGCGAAAGAAAUGGGCACGGCAGCAGCGUCCUUAAAUGGGUGAAAGGGCCAUGUCUUAUUAUACAGCGCAAGGAGAUGACAGCUUUUUUUAAGCUCUUCGAUGACGACCUGAUCCAAGAUUUUCUGUGGAUGGAUUGUUGUUGUAAAAUAGCAGACAAGUAUCUACUGGCGAUGACCUUCGUUUACUUCAAGAGAGCCGGAUUCACUCUAGGGGAACACACAAGGAAUAAUUUCUUUGUUGCUUUAUAUUUGGCAAACACAGUGGAGGAAGAUGAAGAAGAAGCCAAAUAUGAAAUCUUUCCGUGGGCUUUAGGGAAAAACUGGAAGAAACUAUUCCCAGAUUUUCUGAUAUUACGAGACAAGUUGUGGUCCAGAAUAAACUAUCGUGCCGUAGUCAGCAGGCGUUGCUGCGAGGAGGUUAUGGCGAUCGCGCCCGCGCAUUACAUCUGGCAGCGGCAGCGCUCCGAGCGUCACAGCGGCGCGGUGAGGAAUUACUUUAAAGAAACCUGUUUCCCUCGCGGCCCUUCAGCGACGCCACAGGACUGUUCUGUGUGCGGUAAGAGAGGGAGAAGCAUCGGCCUGGGGUUAUCCAGCUCCUCGUCCUCUUCAUCCUGUACCACGGUACUGACCAAAGCGCCACAAGAUUCCCCAGAACCGUCCAAGGAAAACAUGGUGAUUGAUACCCCGCAUUCCAACUAUUUGCAAGAUAGCAGAAAAUGCCUCGCGUUCCUUGACAAGUCCAUGGAGUGGUUCACGAGCAACGAGGAGUAGCUCUGCCGCCCGGCCGAGGAUAAAAGCUCGAGAACUUCCAGUUACUAAAACGUUA